GUUCUACUCAACCAAGUUCGAUAAGUUUGAAGAAUUCAUAUUAAUGAAGCUUGUUCAGAUAGAUUCAAUUAAUAGCUCUAUAAUAUAUUCUACAGGAUCGACCAAAAUUGUAUUCUCUCCUCUAUACCUGUGUCAGUUGAAACUACUAAAUCGGGAGGAAUAAAACUGGAUGAUUUUAGAAAACGCCUUCUUGGUUUUAUAGUUGGAAUUAUGAUCACAGCCUUCAUCUUUACCUGUUUCUGUCUACUCCAUUAUAACUGUAUGAUUGAGGAGGUCCAGACACCAGGAGGGCUCAACAAAGAAAAUAUGGAAGCUAUAUCAUCCUGGGUAUCCAAAGUAUCAGCCUGUCAACCUGACGUGAUACCUGGGGACAUUCUAGAAACUCAACCUCUGCUAUCACAUCUAGACCAAACACCUGAGCCCUUAUGCCCAGAUAAACAUCCCAUACCAAACAAUACAGCAAAAUCAAUCCAAGCUUCAAGUUUAGAAAAGCCAUGCAUACUAUCACCUAAUGCACAAAAAUCAACAAAAUGCAUAAAUAUAGAAAAGUCAUCUACAUCAUGCAAUAGGCCAUUAAAAUCAAAUAGGCCAACUGUGUCAUCGACCCCCAAAAGAUUAUGUAAGUCAUGUCACCUGGAAAAGACAUAUAAGAAAUGUGGCCUCAAAACAUCAAAUAAGCUCAACCAUACCUGUGAAUUGGCUAACGUCAAUUCAUCCUGUUCAGAUAAGCGAGCCAUGCCUUGGCUAUCUGUUCUGCAAACUUCAGCUAAGCGAACCACACAAUCUUCUUCAAUCGCACAUAAUAAAAUCACACCCACCAAACCAUGCAGAAUAAAGAAACCCAACCUGUCACAAGGACAUUAUGAGGUUAAAAGGUCAGUGAAUAGAGGAAAGCCUUUGUUACCCAUGCCUACAGCAGCCAAACUUUGCCGACAUUAUAAGGAUAAAUGCCUAGUGUGCAAUACUUCUGGCUUUCUUCUCAAUGAUCUUUCAAGGAAAGAGAAGAACAAUGAAGAAAAUCUUUAUGGCUCAGUGAAAGUGAAGCCACAUCUUAAGCCUUUCUAUGAUACAGGAUACAAGACUUAUCAGAAGAGUGUGAGCAAUGAUAUUAUGAAAGAGCCUGAGAGUGAAGACAGUAAUACAGAGAUCGUCUUUAUUUAUGACAUAAGUCAUGAUGAUAUCACAAAUAAAGAACCCUUCCAAUAUUAAGGAUUUAAACAAAUUGAUCUACAUACAGAAUAUCCACAUGUAAUCAGUAUUGAGUAUAGAGUUAUCUAUCUCAAAGGUAAUUAAAUGCAUGGCAUU
This is a messenger RNA of Mus pahari (shrew mouse), 1305 nucleotides long. It is a transcript of the gene CXHXorf66, whose product is annotated as chromosome X CXorf66 homolog. The record is from RefSeq and is a predicted model, not a curated record. The transcript has 3 exons. Lineage: Eukaryota; Metazoa; Chordata; Mammalia; Rodentia; Muridae. The coding region runs from base 211 to 1209 and encodes 332 amino acids.